AAGCCCGGCCUGGCGGCGGCGGUGGCGGUAGCAGCCGUGGCGGCCUCUGCGCAUGCUCCGUCGCCCGCCCGCCCUGGCCGCUCGCCGCCCGCCCGCCCGACGGAGACGAAGCCCCAGCUAUCAGACUUCAUGUGAAAGAUGGCUAAUGCAGAAGUGAGUGUCCCAGUGGGAGAUGUGGUUGUGGUACCCACUGAAGGAAAUGAAGGGGAGAACCCUGAAGACACUAAGACCCAAGUGAUCUUGCAGUUACAACCUGUGCAACAAGGGAUUUAUGAAGCUGGGUCGGAGAACAACACGGCAGUUGUAGCAGUAGAAACUCACACAAUACACAAAAUUGAAGAAGGAAUUGAUGCAAGCACUAUAGAAGCAAAUGAGGAUAUGGAAAUUGCUUACCCCAUAACUUGUGGAGAGAGCAAAGCCAUUCUCCUCUGGAAGAAGUUUGUAUGUCCAGGAAUAAAUGUGAAAUGUGUUAAGUUCAAUGAUCAGUUGAUCAGCCCCAAGCAUUUUGUUCAUCUGGCUGGCAAGUCCACUUUGAAGGACUGGAAGAGAGCCAUUCGUCUGGGUGGAAUCAUGCUUAGGAAAAUGAUGGACUCUGGACAGAUUGAUUUUUACCAACAUGAUAAAGUUUGCUCCAAUACCUGCAGAAGCACCAAAUUUGAUCUUCUGAUUAGCAGUGCAAGAGCUCCAGUGCCAGGACAGCAGACAAGUGUGGUGCAGACACCCACUUCGGCCGAUGGUAGCAUCACACAGAUUGCCAUCUCAGAAGAGAGCAUGGAAGAGGCAGGACUGGAAUGGAACUCGGCUCUCACCGCUGCUGUCACCAUGGCCACAGAGGAGGGUGUGAAAAAAGACUCUGAGGAAAUUUCAGAGGACACAUUGAUGUUUUGGAAAGGAAUAGCUGAUGUAGGCCUGAUGGAAGAGGUUGUCUGCAACAUACAGAAGGAAAUAGAGGAGCUCCUAAGGGGAGUUCAGCAGCGGCUCAUCCAGACUCCCUUCCAGGUCACAGAUGCUGCUGUUCUCAACAAUGUGGCACAUACCUUUGGCCUAAUGGACACAGUUAAGAAGGUUUUGGACAACAGAAGGAACCAAGUAGAGCAAGGAGAAGAGCAAUUUCUCUAUACUCUGACAGACUUGGAACGCCAGUUGGAAGAGCAAAAGAAGCAAGCCCAGGAUCAUAGGCUGAAAUCCCAGACAGUUCAAAAUGUGGUACUGAUGCCUGUGAGCACUCCUAAGCCUCCAAAAAGGCCUCGGCUCCAGCGGCCAGCCUCCACCACCGUACUGAGCCCUUCUCCUCCUGUGCAGCAACCUCAAUUCACAGUCAUCUCACCCAUCACCAUCACCCCAGUGGGUCAGUCAUUUUCCAUGGGCAAUAUUCCAGUGGCCACCCUCAGCCAGGGCUCCAGUCCUGUGACUGUCCACACACUGCCUUCUGGCCCUCAGCUCUUCCGAUACGCCACAGUGGUCUCCUCUGCCAAGAGCAGCUCACCAGAAACAGUGACCAUCCACCCUUCAUCUAGCUUGGCACUGCUAAGCUCUACUACCAUGCAGGAUGGAAGCACCCUGGGCAACAUGACCACCAUGGUGAGCCCUGUGGAGCUGGUAGCCAUGGAGUCUGGCCUGACCUCAGCACUCCAGGCAGUUGAAAGCACCGCAGAGGAUGGGCAGACCAUCAUUGAAAUUGAUCCAGCCCCAGACCCUGAAGCUGAAGACACUGAGGGCAAAGCAGUCAUCUUGGAGACAGAGUUGAGGACUGAGGAGAAAGUAGUGGCUGAGAUGGAAGAACACCAGCACCAAGUCCACAAUGUGGAGAUUGUGGUCUUAGAGGAUUGACUGGGGAUCUCGGGGCCAGGAGAUAUGUUUUGGUUUGGAAUUUUAAUUAUUUGUUUAUUUUUAUCAUUGUCCCACUCAUUUCCACAUAGGAUCCUUCCUUUUUUUUUUUUUUUUUUAGAACAAAAUUUCAUUGUUAUAACUGAAAAUGUUGGAUUCCUCCCACUCUCUCAUUGAAAAAUGGACAAAACAAACUGCCCUUCCACAGUUGAGAGUAGGUCGUUCAAUGUCUUAAUCAUCUUACUCCAUGAAAGUUAUUUUUUUAGGGGAGGCAUCAAAAUAACCAGAAACCCUUUCCAGUCUAGUCUAUCUGUGUACGCAUGUGGUUUUAUUCUUGUAAAGAUGAUUGACCAAACUCUGGAACACAGAUCUGACACUGGAAGGCAACCCAUUCACAUGUGGAUGCAGAAGUAUGCUUUUUUUUUAUUUGUAUCUUGGAAAGGAUUCUCAGAGGGCAGUGCAAAACUCUGAAACAAAAAGAAGUUGAACUCUGCUUGGAGGGGAAGGUAGCAUGCUAGCUGCAGCUUAAAAAGGGAAAUGCUUUCACAAGGAUGGGGCAAGGGAAUUAUCUUACCUACAAAGGUGCAACUGAUAUCACUUAAGAUCUCUGAGGGUUGUUACUAGGGGUACCAUUUGAAAAGAGGCCAGUAAUAAGUGGAAGUGUACAUUUUCACAGAGUAAGUGAUAACAGUGGCCUGUGGCUUUGCUGAAAUAGAAAUCAAGGGACACUACAGCUGUGCUUUAAAGUUCAAGGUGAUAGCUUCCUUGCCCCCCACUUUGUAGAAGCACUUACCCUCCUAACCUAGGAUCAGUUCUUUCAUUUGCAAACUGUGUGAUGUGGUGUAAAUUGCUCUGGUCUUUAGAGUGUGGCUGCCUGUGGGUGGGACUCCAAGGCCAUCAUUUUUAUUGCAUGACUCCAGGAACAGGGGGAGUUCCUCAUUCAGACCAGCUUCCAUCUUUGAUGGGGCCUUUCCCCCUCCUCCUCCUUGGCUUUGGAACCAAAAGCAGUCACUCAUCUGGUGCUUCCUCUUGUUCUCCCCUCUACCCUCAAUUCUUAAUGGCAUCUGUCUUCUGGAUCCCACGCUCUUCAGCUUUUUGGCUGAUUUGGAGAUCAGUGACAGGUGCCUGCCUGCCUUCAUCUCCUUUUAGAUUCAUUUAUACCACAGAUGUUUCUGUGAGAUACUGAGCUCAUAAAAAAGCCUUAGGCUUGGCAGGGAAAACUGGUAACACCCCCAGCCUUUCCUGAGGCACCAACUAAAUGUCUCCUCUUGAGUGAGCUGGACUCCCUGGGAAAGAAACAUUAUCUGUGACAUUAUAUUAUAGGAAAUGUACCAGGAAUGUCAAUAGUAAUGUUGUGUUUUGUUUUUGUUUUCCUAAAUGUUGUUUGUAUAUUUAGAGCUGGCAAUUUUUUUUUUUUUUUUUUUUUUUUUUUGUGCUAUGAUUCCUUCUCUUUGACUGGUCCUCUUCAGUGUUUGGGAUAAGAGUAGACCCUGUUUUUUUGUUGUUUCUUUGACUUCAUUGUUUACUGCACCAGGAUAAUAUAGGGAAACUACAGGCAACUUUAAUGAAAAAAUAGGUUAAAAAAAAAAAAAAAGCACACACUUUAGGAAUGGGAGGAUUUUUUUUUUUUAAUUAAAAGCAAAUCUUUGACCUGUAGUUUCUUUCUUUUUUUCUUUCUUCUUUUUUUUUAAAGAAGGCUUUUCUCUGAAGGUGUGUUUUUUCCCAACAGAUGUUGGAAACUGUAUCAAAGCCAGUGAAAAUUGUGUUCUGCCAUCCCUUGGAUGGCUGCAUAUAGCCAGAGAAGCCCUCUAACUGGGGAGGGUCAAUCUUAAAAGUUGUAAGAGUGAGACUUCUGAACUCUGUACAAGUAGUGGUUUCAGCUUUAAAAUUAGGGUUUGAUUUUUCUUUUCAAAAUAUUUAGUAGACUUAGCAUUCAGUUUAGAAAAAAAUCUUUGGCCUUUUACAUAUCUUUAGUGAGGGAAGUGGCUUCUGUUAUCUGCUUCUUUAGUUUUUCUCCUGGUACAUAAACAAAAUCUCUGUCUAAAGACUGAAGCUACUACUUGAAUCUAGAAAGGCACAUCUCAUCCCUAUUGUGAUCUUUAGGGAUACUUUUCUCUUUCCCAGAAAUGAGAGGACCAAUUCAGAAUAGCAGAGGAACCUAAAGAUUUUGGUGAGCUAGCUCAAGUUUCUUUCUUUUCCCCAUCAGAGCUGUUGGUAGUGUAUAAGGUAGCAUGAACAUCAUGCUUCCAAUGUCAAGAGAUCUCCUGAAGACACAACCUGUUGACUUUCUGAAUAUUCCAGCUGGUGAAAUACAUGAGCUUUACUGUUUUGCUGGUCUUCCAAUGACCUGUCAUUAUUAGCUGCUGUGGUAGCCAUUGCUCUGUGUGAGUUCCCUGACUCCCUGGUCUAGGUGAUUUUAACUGGGGUGAGACAUCAGCAAGCCCCUGACACGUGCAUAAGCAGCUGCAAUGAAUCUCCUCAGGCUGAUUUGACAGGAGCCAUCUAUCUUUCUAUUCAUUCAUUAAAUAAACAUUUAUGAAUACCA
Messenger RNA from Marmota flaviventris (yellow-bellied marmot), 4372 nucleotides. RefSeq names its product glucocorticoid modulatory element binding protein 1 (gene Gmeb1). Gene Ontology annotation, molecular function: RNA polymerase II cis-regulatory region sequence-specific DNA binding. The record is from RefSeq and is a predicted model, not a curated record. NCBI's taxonomy places the organism in Eukaryota, Metazoa, Chordata, Mammalia, Rodentia, Sciuridae. Gene Ontology annotation, cellular component: nucleus. Gene Ontology annotation, biological process: regulation of transcription by RNA polymerase II.